UGACUUUAGCCCUUCAGAACUUCAGUGCCCUCAUAUGUAAAAUGGAGCUGACUACGGAAGUCUCUUGACUACCAGAACAUCAGGGAUGUGUGCAAGGUGAUGUGCUCCAGACAAGGUUGAAGGUUGAGGCUGUUUCCUGGACUCGGUAUUUAAGACCGGGCAUAACAAACCUUGCUGGGGAAGAGAGGGAAGGAGCUAUAGUGUCUUUGAGGAAAGAGGGGAGGGGAAAUUCUCGGCCCAAUCGCCAGGCAAUGUUAGGCCCAGUUUCCAUGGCAACGGGAUUGGGGUCAGUCCCCAGUGGGAGUCCUGGGCACAACACCGCGGGACUACUAUAGAAUGUCACUAUGGCAAUCAUGGCAACGAGUCUGCUUAAUCCACUAGUUGCUAUGGUGACGGAUGGGGGCGAUUCUAUGCUCUGGUGGGCAAACUGAGUCUCGGGUGAGGGUGAAGAAUUCAGUGUGUGGUGUCUGAGUGAUAUGCACGCGAAAAAUAGUUUGGCCAUCAGGCCGGGGAUCUUGGUCGCGAACAGCUAAACCCAGAACAACCGCAGCCCUCGGCCUUCUCUUGAAGGUCUGCGUUUCCCAGGGAACAACUUGAUGCGCCGUUCGACCAAGUAACGCUGAUUGGGUGAGUGUUGAAAGGAGUAGGGAACGACCGGAAGUACAUUCGGGGGAGCGGAACUGCAAGAGGAAAGGCUCGGGUAGGCUUCUGGGAGCGACCGCUCCGCUCGUCUCGUUGGUUCCGGAGGUCGCUGCGGCGGUGGGAAAUGCUGGCGCGCGCAGCGCGGGGCACUGGGGCCCUUUUGCUGAGGGGCUCUCUACAGGCUUCUGGUCGCGCUCCGCGCCGUGCCUCCUCCGGAUUGCCCCGAAACACCGUGGUACUGUUCGUGCCGCAGCAGGAGGCCUGGGUGGUGGAGCGAAUGGGCCGAUUCCACCGGAUCCUGGAGCCUGGUUUGAACAUCCUCAUCCCUGUGUUAGACCGGAUCCGAUAUGUGCAGAGUCUCAAGGAAAUUGUCAUCAACGUGCCUGAGCAGUCGGCUGUGACUCUCGACAAUGUAACUCUGCAAAUUGAUGGAGUCCUUUACCUGCGCAUCAUGGACCCUUACAAGGCAAGCUAUGGUGUGGAGGACCCUGAGUAUGCCGUCACCCAGCUAGCUCAAACAACCAUGAGAUCAGAGCUUGGCAAACUCUCUCUGGACAAAGUCUUCCGGGAACGGGAGUCCCUGAAUGCCAGCAUUGUGGAUGCCAUCAACCAAGCUGCUGACUGCUGGGGUAUCCGCUGCCUCCGUUAUGAGAUCAAGGAUAUCCAUGUGCCACCCCGGGUGAAAGAGUCUAUGCAGAUGCAGGUGGAGGCAGAGCGGCGGAAACGGGCCACAGUUCUAGAGUCUGAGGGGACCCGAGAGUCGGCCAUCAAUGUGGCAGAGGGGAAGAAACAGGCCCAGAUCCUGGCCUCCGAAGCAGAAAAGGCUGAACAGAUAAAUCAGGCAGCAGGAGAGGCCAGUGCAGUUCUGGCCAAGGCCAAGGCUAAAGCUGAAGCUAUUCGAAUCCUGGCUGCAGCUCUGACACAACAUAAUGGAGAUGCAGCAGCUUCACUGACUGUGGCAGAGCAGUAUGUCAGCGCGUUCUCCAAACUGGCCAAGGACUCCAACACUAUCCUACUGCCCUCCAAUCCCGGCGAUGUCACCAGCAUGGUGGCUCAGGCCAUGGGUGUCUAUGGAGCCCUCACCAAACCCCCAGUGCCAGGGACUCCAGACUCGGUCUCCAGUGGGAACAGCAGAGAUGUCCAGGGUACAGAUGCAAGUCUUGAUGAGGAACUUGAUCGAGUCAAGAUGAGUUAGUGGAGCUGGGCUUGGCCAGGGAGUCUGGGGAUAAGGAAGCAGAUUUUCCUGAUUCUGGCUCUAGCUUCCCUGCCAAGAUUUUGGUUUUUAUUUUUUUAUUUGAACUUUAGUCAUGUAAUAAACUCACCAGUGGCAAACCAGAAA
Rhinopithecus roxellana (golden snub-nosed monkey) is the source of this 1981-nucleotide messenger RNA. It is a transcript of the gene STOML2, whose product is annotated as stomatin like 2. The record is from RefSeq and is a predicted model, not a curated record. Bases 767 to 1837 code for a protein of 356 amino acids. The transcript has 10 exons. NCBI's taxonomy places the organism in Eukaryota, Metazoa, Chordata, Mammalia, Primates, Cercopithecidae. Gene Ontology annotation, cellular component: membrane.